AUGUUGCAGGCGACAGAUUCCGACUUCACCGGCAUGCUGGGCAUGCUGGAGCCAAGCUCCCUUUUGGCGUUGAAUGCCAGCCGUGCUGGAAACUGGACUGGGUUCCUUCCCCACCAUGUGUGGAAUUGCUGGUGGUACAUGGGGGUGAAUGACUUGAUCCCUCUGCACAGAAAUUUCACUAUGGAAUACAUUCACGUCGCGGACCACGAGUGUUGGAUUCCAAGCACUGCCGUCAAGGUGUUGGUCAGGCUACUAAUCAUGCAGAGGUCCUAUAUGGCUGUUGCGAUAGUCGCGCUCCUUCACGACCACGCCGUAACUUUCAUAGACGAGGUCAAUCGCAUGUGGACGCGCAGGCAGAACAUCAUCACCGUGCUGUUUUUUCUCAACCGGUAUAUUCCCGCUCUGCUCUACAUAAUCAUCGGAAUAAGUCUGGCCUCGCCGAGCAUGUCAUACUCGUUCUGCGGCCAAGCCCUGCCUCGCAUAACACCCGUGCUCAUCGUCUUCAGCGAGGCGAUAAUAGGGAUCCUCCUGAUGCUGAAAGUUCGUGCCUUAUGGAGGGGAAGUAUCAAUGCGGCGAUUGCGUGGAUCAUCGCGAUCACAUAUGUGGUAGAGCUGACCAUUGGCAUUAUGGUGUCCGUAAAACUCGUUGGAGGCGGACCUAUAAAGCCGGGUGUUGGCUGUUUCCUGAUUUUCAAUCCCACGACGGAUAUGAAAAUGCGGCUCGUCUCUCUCUGGUUCAUCAACAUCCUGUUCCACGUGAUGAUCUUCGCCUGCACUCUGAAGCGAACCAUCAUCGCCCGAUACGAAGGCGCCCCAGCGCCGUUGGGUACGCUACUACUGCGAGACGGUGCAGCGUAUUUCUUGAUAUUGGUGACGGCCAAAGUGACCAAUUUAAUCCUACUCGUGUUUCACCCAGAGUACAACUCCGUCAACUGGGCGUUUAACCAUGUUUUCGACGUAAUGCUAACGUCCCGGCUCCUACUCAACCUGCGGCGAGCGCUCAGCGUUGGCGCUUACAACCCCGUGAACCCCGUCAUAGCCACUUCCGUCACCCUCCAGGCAAAGGAGAAACUCGCCAAGCGCGACCCCGAAGCGGUUCUCCUCUUCCGAGACGAAGACGAGGAGAGGGAGGAAAGGCCGGGCACUAUCGAGAUGCUGAAGCACAUCCUCCAGGAAGACGGAUACAACUGGAAAAUAUUAGAUGUCUUCAGGCCACAUAGAAAGUCUUGCCCUUCGGUGCCCAGACAGCGACGAUGGAGCAAGCGCCGAUACUCGAUAUGA
Messenger RNA from Gloeophyllum trabeum ATCC 11539, 1281 nucleotides. RefSeq lists its product as uncharacterized. NCBI's taxonomy places the organism in Eukaryota, Fungi, Basidiomycota, Agaricomycetes, Gloeophyllales, Gloeophyllaceae. Bases 1 to 1281 code for a protein of 426 amino acids. The transcript has 16 exons. The record is from RefSeq and is a predicted model, not a curated record.